This is a messenger RNA of Melanotaenia boesemani (Boeseman's rainbowfish), 2973 nucleotides long. It is a transcript of the gene csf3r, whose product is annotated as colony stimulating factor 3 receptor (granulocyte). Gene Ontology annotation, biological process: cytokine-mediated signaling pathway. Bases 244 to 2769 code for a protein of 841 amino acids. The record is from RefSeq and is a predicted model, not a curated record. Gene Ontology annotation, cellular component: external side of plasma membrane; signaling receptor complex. The transcript has 17 exons. Lineage: Eukaryota; Metazoa; Chordata; Actinopteri; Atheriniformes; Melanotaeniidae. Gene Ontology annotation, molecular function: cytokine receptor activity; granulocyte colony-stimulating factor binding.
GUUCCUGCUGCUGCUGCUUGGCUAACACACACAAACACACACACACGCACGCACGUCCUCCAAUCUGAGCUGCUUUGAGCCACCCUGUUUCAUCUGGUGCUAUCAGGGCUGAUGAGAGCCUCUUGUCUUUCUGGGUCUGCUGCAGCCGCUGCAUGAGAGACAUGGAUACGGUCAUGCUGUGAAGGCAUGUCUGGGACGUGAUUACACUUUUUUAAAAGUCUGUACUUGUGUGAUGGUUUUUCCAUGAUGAUAUCCACAUGGGUGUCAGUGAUUGUUGUUCUGGUUGUAUUUACGAAUGGAGUGAGGAAUGAGGAUGACACACAGCCAUGUGCGAAGGUCCACACCUCCAGCUCAGUGGUGCCUCUGAGGUCAAAUGUAACGGCCACCUGUGUCAUCAGAGAGGACUGCCUUCUGGUUGUUGGACAAGCUGUUCAUAUCGAGUGGAGCCUUGAUAAUCGCUUUAUUCCCAGCAGCCCUGUGGCCAAUGAGAGUGACAGGGUCUCCAGGGUUGUUAUAUCGAGCUUCAAUUACACCAGGGCGGUCCUCACCUGCAGCAUCCAGGCAUCUCACCAAGUUGUUGCUGGAGUGGAGAUCCGAGCUGGAUAUCCACCAGAAUCACCACAAAACCUCAGCUGUCAGACAAACCUCACCACCCCCCACACCCUGACAUGUAGAUGGGACCCUGGCCAGCAGGAAACCUACCUUCCCACAAAGUACACCCUACACACUGAGAUACGGGAUUCGAACAAGAACUAUACUUAUGAGCCGCCACCGGGGGUCCACUCCUACAUCAUCACUCGCUCUGACUUUAGUUUUUUUGUUGAAAUGAAAAUAUAUGUGAAAGCUGAGAAUGACCUUGGAGAGAACACUUCGGUACCCAUCAUUUUAGAACCACUUAGUGCAGCUAAGUUAGAGCAACCCAACAUUGUUCAAGUGGUGACAGACACGGUUGGCUGUCUGAAUCUAAGCUGGAGCUUGUCCCAGCAGCAGAACUGGAUGCGUCACAACGAUCUAAAUCUGGAAGUUCGACUUAAGACAACAGGCAGCAGUCAGAGGAGUAACCAGAUCAUCGUCAUGAAAUCUGUAAAAGGAGGUGACCGUGUGCCAUCCGUACCUGUGACGCAGUGUCGCCUCCUUCAUGGGACUCGGUAUUCUGCUCAGAUUAGAGUCAGAUACAAAGAGAGCCCCUGGAGCAAGUGGAGCAGCAGCCACUCUGGAGUCACCUUGGAGCAGGUUCCCACUGGACGUUUAGACACGUGGAUGAAGGUAUCAGGGGAUACCACUUCCGCACAACUCAACAUACAACUGUUCUGGAAGCCAUCAAAACAAUUCCAUGCAAACAGCCUAAAUGUAUCAUAUACCAUCUCAGUGCAAACACUGCAUGGCACAGAGAGAAAAAUCUGCUCUACAAGUGAGAAUUACUGCACUUUCAAACUUCCUGAGAAAGUAAAGAAGGUUUGUCUGUAUGCAGUGAAUGGAGCAGGAAAAUCCAACGCCAAUGAAGUUCGCAUUUACCAAAGCAAAGUUCAAACAGGGAUAAUAGAUGUCACGGCUGUUCCUAAUGAUGACAAAUCAUUUCUGGUCCAGUGGAAAAGGGUGAUUACUUCGGGUCUCACUGGUUAUGUGGUGGAAUGGCUACCUUUAUUAAAAACUGGUCCCUCUCACAUCCAGUUUGAAAAGGCAGACAAAAAGCAAUCAAGUCUCAUCAUAACAGGCAACUUUGAGCCUUACAAGCCCUUUGGGAUCUCUGUAUAUCCUAGGUUUAAGGAUGGGAUUGGUCUUCCUCAGACUGUUAAUGCCUAUGUGAGACAAAAGGCCCCAUCUGAAGUCCCAAGAAUGCUAAUUAAAAAGACCUGGAAUUCCCAUAUUGAGAUUACCUGGGGUGAAAUACCUUUGGAACAAAGAAAUGGAAUUAUCCAGAAUUACAAGGUCUUCUACGGGGUUGAGAACGGACCUGUUGAUGUUAUAAGUGCAAAUCCGGAAGAGAGGAAGGUGAUCCUGACAAACCUAAAAACUGCAUCUAUGUAUGAAGCCUUUAUGAUGGUUAGCACAAGUGGUGGAAGCCUGAAUGGGUCAACAAUUCGUUUUGAGGUUCAACCUUUUGAUGGAGUUGCUAUUGUGAUAAUUGUAAUUACAUGUGGUGUUGGACUGUCACUUCUGAUUAUUGUCACUGUCAUGAUUUGUUUCUCCAAACCCAAAAGUUCAAGGCUGCAGGGGCGCUUUUGGCCAGUUGUUCCAGACCCAGCCAACAGCAGCAUCAAAAGAUGGGCAUCAGAAUCAACCCAGUAUACACAUCCUUCCUGGGACAAUGAAGAGCCAAAUCCAAUAUACUUGUCCCACCUCAGCUUCCUGGACCUUACUACCAAGCUAAGCAAAGAGGAAGAUGAUCUUUGGUUAAACAGCUCAGAGAACACCAGUGAUCUAGGAGAGUCCAUUUGUGGUUCACCGUUCAUCCCUGGAUACACUGGUUCAAACAGUGACUCUGUUCCCUAUGCCACUGUAAUAUUCUCUGGUCCAUACAGCAGCCCACCACCCAUGGAGUCGCAUGUGUAUCUGCGCUCUGAAUCCACACAGCCUCUCCUAGCAUCAGAAGAAUCUUUCUCUCCUAAAUGCUACCAGAAUAUGGCAGCUAAUGAGAUGCAUAUUGAACAGUGUUUUUUCGGGCCAAACAAUGAGAAUGUGCCGGAAAGAGGGGAAGACCGGAUCAGCAUUUGGGAUGACUUUCCUUUUCUACAAGCAUUAGCCAUUAAUGAUACUGAAAAUGACUGAAAAUACUUUGCUGAUUGUGGUAGCAACUGGCUUUAGAAUGCCGAUUGUCUUAAACCAAAUUUAGCUGGCCCUGCAUAGCAUAAAUAGUACAUGCAAGUUUGAUCUGUGCUAAAAUCACUCCGUAUUUCUUGAUUUUAAUUUGAUUAUUGUUGGUUGUACCGUAUUUUGUAGAUACUUCUGUGGAAAAUAAAAAUUUUUUAUGUA